This is a messenger RNA of Rhincodon typus (whale shark), 5214 nucleotides long. RefSeq names its product amphoterin-induced protein 1. NCBI's taxonomy places the organism in Eukaryota, Metazoa, Chordata, Chondrichthyes, Orectolobiformes, Rhincodontidae. The coding region runs from base 258 to 1511 and encodes 417 amino acids. The transcript is spliced from 2 exons. Gene Ontology annotation, cellular component: plasma membrane. Gene Ontology annotation, molecular function: protein binding. The record is from RefSeq and is a predicted model, not a curated record.
GUGUGGUUAAAGACUUUGGUCGUGUGUUUUUCUACCCCCAUUCCUUACCUGGUCACUUUCAAAAAACUUGCACAGAGGAAAGCAACUCAAUUGGACCCUCCCUUAUCCCUUAGCCAACUGACCGACACACCCACAUCGAUUGAUGAGGAAAUAUAUCGUAAUAUAUAUUUAAAUCAGGAUGUGAAGCCGCAACCUAUAGUACAGGGCUCACACACAUAUUAACAAGUUCACUUCUUCGAAACUUGUUUUCACUCGGAAUGGGAGAGUCCGGCAGAGGCACGAAAAGUCCAAGGCUGUGGAAAUUACUUCAGCAGUGGAUUCUGCUACAAGCAGUUUUUUGGGGUCCAGAGGCUGCAGAUGGCGUCUGCCUGUGUGAUGACAAUGUUAAUUUCAGGACUUUUAAAGUUAGCCAGGUGAGAGAAGAAUGUUGCUUAAACUUCACUGGUUCUUACAUUGGCAGCCUCCAAUGGGAUGUCUUCACAAAUUUGUCAGGAAUCAAGGUCCUGGACCUCUCAAAUUGUAACAUUUCUGACAUUCACAAAGUGGAUGAAAACCCAAGUUCUCUGGAGACUCUAUACCUCGAUCACAAUCAGUUAGAACAGUUACCUUCUAAUUUCAUCAUAAAUGCACCCAGUUUAAAGAUUCUUCACCUGGAGAAAAACCAUCUUCAACAGUUACCAGAGAACAUUUUAAAGGCUUCAGACCAGAUUCAGGAGCUGUACCUAGAUUCCAACAAUUUAAAAUCUAUACCUUCAAGUGUCUUUAAACCAAGCCUCAUGAUAUUGUCUGUUUUCAAUAACACCUUGGAGUGCACAUGUGCCUUAUAUGAUGGCUUGGCAAAUUAUAUUACUAAAAAUCUAAGCAUCAGUGGAUCAGAAAAUAUGAUUAUGUGCUACACACUGACGCACCCUCAAGGUCUGAAUAUCAUAGACAUUCAUCGCUCAGAUAUCUGCCGUUCCUAUGGUCUCACGGCUCUCUUUAUUUGCCUGCCAUUGCUUGCAAUUCUUGCAGUGGUGUUAUGUUGCUACUGCUGGAAAAGUAGAAGGUCUGAUUUUAAAGCCAUGAGACAAGACAGUCAAAUUUGCACCAUCGAGAAAUCUAGCUUUUCAAAUGUAGGAGAUCAUCAUUAUAUAACUUGCAGGACUCCAGAGACAACUCCCAUUCCCACAGGAUAUGAAAACAGCAUUCUCGCCAGAAACCAGCUUAUGUUACGUCCUUCAACAGCAUUGCUGGGAAGUAAUCGUGACUUGUAUGAAGAAGUGGAAAUUAAGCCAAGUGUUUCUGUUGACUCAGUCACAUGUGUUAAUGUAUCCAAUAAUAAAGUGGAAGAAGAAGAUGCAGUUGAGGAAGUCCAUGCUGAGCCAGUGCUGGUGAACGUCACAGAGGAGUUACAAGAGUCAGAUCAUCAAAGGAUCUACAUGAAUAAGUCAGCAAAUUACUACAAUCUAGUUCCUGAUAUUGAAUUAGAUGAUUCUGAUCAUGGUGAAUAUGAAAAUAUCGAUUUGUCCUAAGUGACGUGGGAUAAUUUGUAUAGGAGACUUCACGAAAGCCAGAGUCAAACAUUUGACAGUAUGCAAGACUGCCUUGGGCUGAUGAAGAUGGACUGUAUUUUAGCACAUUUAUGUGAAGAUUAAAAACAGAAUAAUUGAUGUGGGAGAGACACAUUACUGAGGUUAAAAUAUAGGCUUACCAUUGGGAUAAUGCCAAUAACAUUAUAACUGCUCGUUAAUAUACGGGAUAUCAAAGUAGUGUUUUCACCUAGGUCCAAGAUGUAGUUCAAGUUUAAAGUUGCCAUUCUAUCAAAUGAGAAGCAAAGUUCUGGCAAAUAAAUAUAGAAAGAAGUCAGGGAGUCAAAAGGGAGAGAAAAGAUCCAAAAAGGUGUAUGUUCUAAUAUUUUCCUGAUAACUUUGAAUGUUUUUCAAAUAUAAUCCAAUUGGAAGUAUGGACUGUCUUUAUGACAGGCACCAAUAGUUCAGUCUAGGAAUUUGAAUCUAUUUUACCCUAACCCACCUGGCAGAAACUGAGUGGGUUUGGGAUGAAUGCUAAGUUUAUGGCCAAUCUGAUUGAAAUUAAGGAGGGCAAAAUUAGACCAGGCAUAUUUGAAUUCACCCAUAACUCAAGUUAAGAUUAAGAUAGAGCGUCACCAGUUUGAUCAGAAUUCUAUAUUUUGUUUAUAGUGGCUCAUUGUUAAAUUCAAACAGCCAGUACAGGACAGAAAAGACUUGUCUUCUAAUCGUGUCAUCAUUUCUUAUCUCUUUGACAAUCUUACUUGCAAUAUUUUCUGACAGGCAUAACUGUCUGUUCAGCUGGUUCAACAAGAUGUUUGGAAUGAACCUCCAGCCUGUCCUCAGGUAUAUGUCAAGCAAGUUUCAUGAAUAUAUGUUGUAAUGACAGAACAUUAAUAUUCAGUGCUUGGAUAAAGUACUGAAUAUUAAUGUCCUGUCAUUACCAAAGUCAUAUUGGACAGAAUAUUGUUUGAAACUAAAGAAAUUGUGUCCAUCAGACCUUCUGCCAUGCCACCCUAUCACUAUCAAAAUGACAGGUAGACAUUCUACGUUCACAAUUAUAGCAGGGAAGCAGGGCCACAUACCAGUUUUCACCCAAGCCGCCAGCACCCCCAGGGAUACUAUGACAAGUUGUUGGCAGUCCUUAAGGUUGUGAUAGAAACUCCCUUUGGAAGGACAAAGCCCAGUAGUGGGUCACCCCUCAGUUACCAAAGCCUUACAUUUGUUAGGUAAGUUGCCCUCUUACCUUCAGAAUCCUGUGCCCCUUUCAGAUGGGCUGUGCUUCUUUACGUACUGCAGCAUAGCCUCACCGGACAAGGCUAGUGCAAAACAUUUCACAUUAAAUAAAAGGAAAGUGCUGCAGAUGCUGGAGAUCUGAAAUAAAAAGAGAAAGCACUGGAGAAACUCAACAGGUCUGGCAACGUCUGCAGGGAGAGGAAGUGAGUUAAAAUUUCCAGACAAUACGAUUCAUGGAUCAGUUGGGAUGCGGCCCUGAAAACAUGCAACCUAGUGAGAACAUUUGGUUGAGAGAUUGCCUUCAUAAUGAGUGAGCCUCUACCUCUACAUACCAAACAAUCCCAAACCACAAUAUUCGGCUAGGGUCAUGGUAAGGUGACUGCCAUGUGAAUUUCCUCCUUAACCCUGUUGGGGUUGUAAAAAGGCUUGAAAAUUGGCAAAAUUUUCAACUAUGGAACAAACUGAGCUUUAUCCUGCCUUCAACUAAUACCCCUAGACUUUCCUAUGGCAUUGUUAGAAUUGCCACAGGUAGAACUCUUCCAGUUGUUUAUUCCUCCUACGCCAGGGUAAAAGGCAAUUGUAGCCUUUCUACCCCUUCCUAUUGGCAUCGGCACUCAAAUCACUUGCCUCUAUUCAUCAUUUGAUGCAUUCACAAAAUUGGUAAUUGAUACCCUUAGGAAUGUGCUUUAAAUAUACCAAAACUGGUGACACAUUAACAGUGUUCAGGCGCCAACAAUUGCACUCUAGAAUGGUGUUGUGGGAAGGUGAAUAAUCACCACCGCGUAGCAAUUGGUUCAAGCAGUAGUCGAAAAGGAGUUGUAUUGUGACCUAGGAGCACUGAAUUCCUUGUAUUCACAUGUAGCGCUAUUACUUUUGAAUAGUGUGACAUUCGAUGCUUUCAUAAACAUAACAUUUUAUAUGUUUUAUAUAAUAUUAUACUAUUGUUAACAUUAAUGAUACUUUACUGUAUUUGUGUAGUGAAACACAAUGCAUAAGUUGGGAUUUUCUGCUUCUUUUGUAUGUGUGGGGGAAUUUGAGAAGUCAGAACAGUUGAUCAUAAUCAAGCGUCCAGUCACAAAGUCAAAACUAAGAUCCCACAGCUUCCAGAUCCAACAAUUUUAUGAAGACAAAAUGUGAUACCGUAUUGAUAACUUAAAUACCUUCAAUUUACUCAGUAAUUGAGUACUAACACUUGAAUCAUUUCAGAAGUUAGAAAAGAUGUAAACCACUAUACAUUUAACUUGGACUGGAUUCUUGUAUGUGUUGUUUUUUUCACAAUUAAGAAGAACUAUGAACUAGAAUGGAGGGACACAGGUUUUAGCAUGAGCAAUCAAGUCCCUACUGUCUGCCUUUUGAUGUGUUCUCUUGCAAUAGGUGUUCAUUGUAUUAAGUCUGACAUGAUAGCAUUGAUGUGACUACUAUUUUGGUGUGUUGGACUAGGACUGCAUAACUGCCCAAAAUGAAAGAAAGACUGCAUUAUUACCACUUAAAAGAACACUCAUCCCUUACAAUGUUAGUUUCAUGGUUGGUUAGAUUAAUAUCUAUAAUCUGUGACCUUAAUUAGCCUAUCUUUUUCUUUAUUUACAAAACCAUUACUGGACAGAAACUUUUCUAUUUGCUAUGUUACAUAUUUUUCAUAUCUGUUUUCAGCAUAACAAAUGUUUUUUAAUGCAAUUUAUGUUCAUAAACUCAUCUAUAUGUUGCAGAGAGAUAUUGUUUCCUGGAAAUCUGACAUGAUAUUCUACCCAGAAAGUAUAUGCCCUUGCUUUUGAACAUUACUUAAAUAUUUCAAUUUUAAUCCAUGCUCUUGAUAACUUGCAUAGGAAAUAGGAGCUGGAGUAAGCUGUUUGGCUUCUCAAGCCUACUCUGUCAUUCAACUCAAUCCUGGAUGAACUCAUACUUCAAUGCUACUUUUCCACAGAAGCCUAUACUCUUUGAUAUUUAUAACAUCUGGAAAUCUAUUGAUUUCUAUCUUGGGUAUACUUGAAAGCUGGACUUCCUCAGCCGUCUGGGGUAGAGAAUUUCAAAGAUCCAUUAUCUUCUGAGUGAUGAACUUCGCUUUCAUUUUAGUCCUAAAUGACCUAUUCUUCAUUCUGAGACUGUGUGUCCUCUGGUUCGAGACACCUCAGCAAGGCGAAACAUCGUUCCUGCAUCUACCCAUUCGCACCCUUGUAAUUUUACAAGAAUUUUGUAAGUUUCAAUGAGAUCACCUCCCAUUCUUCAAAACUCUUGAGAAUAUAGGCCCUCUCUGCUGUACAUCUCCUUAUAAAAUAAUCCGGUCACACCAGGAAUCAGUCUGGUUAACCUUUGUUGCACUCCAUUUGUGGUAAAUAUAUAUUUUCUUGGGGAAGGAGACCAAAACUGUACAUAAUAGACCAGGUGUGGUCUCAACAAUGGUCUGUACAAUUGUAGCUAGACUGCUUUACUCCUGUACUCUCAUCCUGAUGCAAUAAAGUUCAACAUUACUAUUUAA